AUGACGGCCGCUCUCAUGACGGCCGCUCUCAUGACGGCCGCUCUCAUGACGGCCGCUCUCAUGACGGCCGCUCUCAUGACGGCCGCUCUCAUGACGGCCGCUCUCAUGACGGCCGCUCUCAUGACGGCCGCUCUCAUGACGGCCGCUCUCAUGACGGCCGCUCUCAUGACGGCCGCUCUCAUGACGGCCGCUCUCAUGACGGCCGCUCUCAUGACGGCCGCUCUCAUGACGGCCGCUCUCAUGACGGCCGCUCUCAUGACGGCCGCUCUCAUGACGGCCGCUCUCAUGACGGCCGCUCUCAUGACGGCCGCUCUCAUGACGGCCGCUCUCAUGACGGCCGCUCUCAUGACGGCCGCUCUCAUGACGGCCGCUCUCAUGACGGCCGCUCUCAUGACGGCCGCUCUCAUGACGGCCGCUCUCAUGACGGCCGCUCUCAUGACGGCCGCUCUCAUGACGGCCGCUCUCAUGACGGCCGCUCUCAUGACGGCCGCUCUCAUGACGGCCGCUCUCAUGACGGCCGCUCUCAUGACGGCCGCUCUCAUGACGGCCGCUCUCAUGACGGCCGCUCUCAUGACGGCCGCUCUCAUGACGGCCGCUCUCAUGACGGCCGCUCUCAUGACGGCCGCUCUCAUGACGGCCGCUCUCAUGACGGCCGCUCUCAUGACGGCCGCUCUCAUGACGGCCGCUCUCAUGACGGCCGCUCUCAUGACGGCCGCUCUCAUGACGGCCGCUCUCAUGACGGCCGCUCUCAUGACGGCCGCUCUCAUGACGGCCGCUCUCAUGACGGCCGCUCUCAUGACGGCCGCUCUCAUGACGGCCGCUCUCAUGACGGCCGCUCUCAUGACGGCCGCUCUCAUGACGGCCGCUCUCAUGACGGCCGCUCUCAUGACGGCCGCUCUCAUGACGGCCGCUCUCAUGACGGCCGCUCUCAUGACGGCCGCUCUCAUGACGGCCGCUCUCAUGACGGCCGCUCUCAUGACGGCCGCUCUCAUGACGGCCGCUCUCAUGACGGCCGCUCUCAUGACGGCCGCUCUCAUGACGGCCGCUCUCAUGACGGCCGCUCUCAUGACGGCCGCUCUCAUGACGGCCGCUCUCAUGACGGCCGCUCUCAUGACGGCCGCUCUCAUGACGGCCGCUCUCAUGACGGCCGCUCUCAUGACGGCCGCUCUCAUGACGGCCGCUCUCAUGACGGCCGCUCUCAUGACGGCCGCUCUCAUGACGGCCGCUCUCAUGACGGCCGCUCUCAUGACGGCCGCUCUCAUGACGGCCGCUCUCAUGACGGCCGCUCUCAUGACGGCCGCUCUCAUGACGGCCGCUCUCAUGACGGCCGCUCUCAUGACGGCCGCUCUCAUGACGGCCGCUCUCAUGACGGCCGCUCUCAUGACGGCCGCUCUCAUGACGGCCGCUCUCAUGACGGCCGCUCUCAUGACGGCCGCUCUCAUGACGGCCGCUCUCAUGACGGCCGCUCUCAUGACGGCCGCUCUCAUGACGGCCGCUCUCAUGACGGCCGCUCUCAUGACGGCCGCUCUCAUGACGGCCGCUCUCAUGACGGCCGCUCUCAUGACGGCCGCUCUCAUGACGGCCGCUCUCAUGACGGCCGCUCUCAUGACGGCCGCUCUCAUGACGGCCGCUCUCAUGACGGCCGCUCUCAUGACGGCCGCUCUCAUGACGGCCGCUCUCAUGACGGCCGCUCUCAUGACGGCCGCUCUCAUGACGGCCGCUCUCAUGACGGCCGCUCUCAUGACGGCCGCUCUCAUGACGGCCGCUCUCAUGACGGCCGCUCUCAUGACGGCCGCUCUCAUGACGGCCGCUCUCAUGACGGCCGCUCUCAUGACGGCCGCUCUCAUGACGGCCGCUCUCAUGACGGCCGCUCUCAUGACGGCCGCUCUCAUGACGGCCGCUCUCAUGACGGCCGCUCUCAUGACGGCCGCUCUCAUGACGGCCGCUCUCAUGACGGCCGCUCUCAUGACGGCCGCUCUCAUGACGGCCGCUCUCAUGACGGCCGCUCUCAUGACGGCCGCUCUCAUGACGGCCGCUCUCAUGACGGCCGCUCUCAUGACGGCCGCUCUCAUGACGGCCGCUCUCAUGACGGCCGCUCUCAUGACGGCCGCUCUCAUGACGGCCGCUCUCAUGACGGCCGCUCUCAUGACGGCCGCUCUCAUGACGGCCGCUCUCAUGACGGCCGCUCUCAUGACGGCCGCUCUCAUGACGGCCGCUCUCAUGACGGCCGCUCUCAUGACGGCCGCUCUCAUGACGGCCGCUCUCAUGACGGCCGCUCUCAUGACGGCCGCUCUCAUGACGGCCGCUCUCAUGACGGCCGCUCUCAUGACGGCCGCUCUCAUGACGGCCGCUCUCAUGACGGCCGCUCUCAUGACGGCCGCUCUCAUGACGGCCGCUCUCAUGACGGCCGCUCUCAUGACGGCCGCUCUCAUGACGGCCGCUCUCAUGACGGCCGCUCUCAUGACGGCCGCUCUCAUGACGGCCGCUCUCAUGACGGCCGCUCUCAUGACGGCCGCUCUCAUGACGGCCGCUCUCAUGACGGCCGCUCUCAUGACGGCCGCUCUCAUGACGGCCGCUCUCAUGACGGCCGCUCUCAUGACGGCCGCUCUCAUGACGGCCGCUCUCAUGACGGCCGCUCUCAUGACGGCCGCUCUCAUGACGGCCGCUCUCAUGACGGCCGCUCUCAUGACGGCCGCUCUCAUGACGGCCGCUCUCAUGACGGCCGCUCUCAUGACGGCCGCUCUCAUGACGGCCGCUCUCAUGACGGCCGCUCUCAUGACGGCCGCUCUCAUGACGGCCGCUCUCAUGACGGCCGCUCUCAUGACGGCCGCUCUCAUGACGGCCGCUCUCAUGACGGCCGCUCUCAUGACGGCCGCUCUCAUGACGGCCGCUCUCAUGACGGCCGCUCUCAUGACGGCCGCUCUCAUGACGGCCGCUCUCAUGACGGCCGCUCUCAUGACGGCCGCUCUCAUGACGGCCGCUCUCAUGACGGCCGCUCUCAUGACGGCCGCUCUCAUGACGGCCGCUCUCAUGACGGCCGCUCUCAUGACGGCCGCUCUCAUGACGGCCGCUCUCAUGACGGCCGCUCUCAUGACGGCCGCUCUCAUGACGGCCGCUCUCAUGACGGCCGCUCUCAUGACGGCCGCUCUCAUGACGGCCGCUCUCAUGACGGCCGCUCUCAUGACGGCCGCUCUCAUGACGGCCGCUCUCAUGACGGCCGCUCUCAUGACGGCCGCUCUCAUGACGGCCGCUCUCAUGACGGCCGCUCUCAUGACGGCCGCUCUCAUGACGGCCGCUCUCAUGACGGCCGCUCUCAUGACGGCCGCUCUCAUGACGGCCGCUCUCAUGACGGCCGCUCUCAUGACGGCCGCUCUCAUGACGGCCGCUCUCAUGACGGCCGCUCUCAUGACGGCCGCUCUCAUGACGGCCGCUCUCAUGACGGCCGCUCUCAUGACGGCCGCUCUCAUGACGGCCGCUCUCAUGACGGCCGCUCUCAUGACGGCCGCUCUCAUGACGGCCGCUCUCAUGACGGCCGCUCUCAUGACGGCCGCUCUCAUGACGGCCGCUCUCAUGACGGCCGCUCUCAUGACGGCCGCUCUCAUGACGGCCGCUCUCAUGACGGCCGCUCUCAUGACGGCCGCUCUCAUGACGGCCGCUCUCAUGACGGCCGCUCUCAUGACGGCCGCUCUCAUGACGGCCGCUCUCAUGACGGCCGCUCUCAUGACGGCCGCUCUCAUGACGGCCGCUCUCAUGACGGCCGCUCUCAUGACGGCCGCUCUCAUGACGGCCGCUCUCAUGACGGCCGCUCUCAUGACGGCCGCUCUCAUGACGGCCGCUCUCAUGACGGCCGCUCUCAUGACGGCCGCUCUCAUGACGGCCGCUCUCAUGACGGCCGCUCUCAUGACGGCCGCUCUCAUGACGGCCGCUCUCAUGACGGCCGCUCUCAUGACGGCCGCUCUCAUGACGGCCGCUCUCAUGACGGCCGCUCUCAUGACGGCCGCUCUCAUGACGGCCGCUCUCAUGACGGCCGCUCUCAUGACGGCCGCUCUCAUGACGGCCGCUCUCAUGACGGCCGCUCUCAUGACGGCCGCUCUCAUGACGGCCGCUCUCAUGACGGCCGCUCUCAUGACGGCCGCUCUCAUGACGGCCGCUCUCAUGACGGCCGCUCUCAUGACGGCCGCUCUCAUGACGGCCGCUCUCAUGACGGCCGCUCUCAUGACGGCCGCUCUCAUGACGGCCGCUCUCAUGACGGCCGCUCUCAUGACGGCCGCUCUCAUGACGGCCGCUCUCAUGACGGCCGCUCUCAUGACGGCCGCUCUCAUGACGGCCGCUCUCAUGACGGCCGCUCUCAUGACGGCCGCUCUCAUGACGGCCGCUCUCAUGACGGCCGCUCUCAUGACGGCCGCUCUCAUGACGGCCGCUCUCAUGACGGCCGCUCUCAUGACGGCCGCUCUCAUGACGGCCGCUCUCAUGACGGCCGCUCUCAUGACGGCCGCUCUCAUGACGGCCGCUCUCAUGACGGCCGCUCUCAUGACGGCCGCUCUCAUGACGGCCGCUCUCAUGACGGCCGCUCUCAUGACGGCCGCUCUCAUGACGGCCGCUCUCAUGACGGCCGCUCUCAUGACGGCCGCUCUCAUGACGGCCGCUCUCAUGACGGCCGCUCUCAUGACGGCCGCUCUCAUGACGGCCGCUCUCAUGACGGCCGCUCUCAUGACGGCCGCUCUCAUGACGGCCGCUCUCAUGACGGCCGCUCUCAUGACGGCCGCUCUCAUGACGGCCGCUCUCAUGACGGCCGCUCUCAUGACGGCCGCUCUCAUGACGGCCGCUCUCAUGACGGCCGCUCUCAUGACGGCCGCUCUCAUGACGGCCGCUCUCAUGACGGCCGCUCUCAUGACGGCCGCUCUCAUGACGGCCGCUCUCAUGACGGCCGCUCUCAUGACGGCCGCUCUCAUGACGGCCGCUCUCAUGACGGCCGCUCUCAUGACGGCCGCUCUCAUGACGGCCGCUCUCAUGACGGCCGCUCUCAUGACGGCCGCUCUCAUGACGGCCGCUCUCAUGACGGCCGCUCUCAUGACGGCCGCUCUCAUGACGGCCGCUCUCAUGACGGCCGCUCUCAUGACGGCCGCUCUCAUGACGGCCGCUCUCAUGACGGCCGCUCUCAUGACGGCCGCUCUCAUGACGGCCGCUCUCAUGACGGCCGCUCUCAUGACGGCCGCUCUCAUGACGGCCGCUCUCAUGACGGCCGCUCUCAUGACGGCCGCUCUCAUGACGGCCGCUCUCAUGACGGCCGCUCUCAUGACGGCCGCUCUCAUGACGGCCGCUCUCAUGACGGCCGCUCUCAUGACGGCCGCUCUCAUGACGGCCGCUCUCAUGACGGCCGCUCUCAUGACGGCCGCUCUCAUGACGGCCGCUCUCAUGACGGCCGCUCUCAUGACGGCCGCUCUCAUGACGGCCGCUCUCAUGACGGCCGCUCUCAUGACGGCCGCUCUCAUGACGGCCGCUCUCAUGACGGCCGCUCUCAUGACGGCCGCUCUCAUGACGGCCGCUCUCAUGACGGCCGCUCUCAUGACGGCCGCUCUCAUGACGGCCGCUCUCAUGACGGCCGCUCUCAUGACGGCCGCUCUCAUGACGGCCGCUCUCAUGACGGCCGCUCUCAUGACGGCCGCUCUCAUGACUCUCUCCCUGGCGGAACAGCUGGCGCAGAUGCAGACGAAUGAAGCCAGUGGGUUUGGAUCGAGCAGUGAUGGUGGUGGGAGGGGUGGCAGUAGUGGUGGGAUUGGUGCGGUUGGGAGUGGUGGGAGUGGGGGUGAAGGGCACCCCUCUCCACCCAUCCUGCCGUCCAUCGCACCGCUCGUCACCACAUUCGAGGAGCACCAGCACCCAGCAGUGUUGGAGGUGCUAGCGUUGGUUCUCGAGCUCAAUGCUUCUGCAGCGUCUGCUGGCGGUGCUGCUGGGGACCUGUCUCUCUGUCACUCCGCCCUGCAGGCGUGCUCCAUCAGUGCAUUCUCGCUCAUUCAGGUCAGCCUCUUGUCUCCCUUCACCUCGUUCGCCACGCGAGGAGCACCAGCACCCAGCAGUGUUGGAGGUGAGCCUGUCUCAGGUGAGCCUGUCUCAGGUGAGCCUGUAUCAGAUGAGCCUGUAUCAGAUGAGCCUGUCUCAGGUGAGCCUGUCUCAGGUGAGCCUGUCUCAGGUGAGCCUGUCUCAGGUGAGCCUGUCUCAGGUGAGCCUGUCUCAGGUGAGCCUGUCUCAGGUGAGCCUGUCUCAGGUGAGCCUGUCUCAGGUGAGCCUGUCUCAGGUGAGCCUGUCUCAGGUGAGCCUGUCUCAGGUGAGCCUGUCUCAGGUGAGCCUGUCUCAGGUGAGCCUGUCUCAGGUGAGCCUGUCUCAGGUGAGCCUGUCUCAGGUGAGCCUGUCUCAGGUGAGCCUGUCUCAGGUGAGCCUGUCUCAGGUGAGCCUGUCUCAGGUGAGCCUGUCUCAGGUGAGCCUGUCUCAGGUGAGCCUGUCUCAGGUGAGCCUGUCUCAGGUGAGCCUGUCUCAGGUGAGCCUGUCUCAGGUGAGCCUGUCUCAGGUGAGCCUGUCUCAGGUGAGCCUGUCUCAGGUGAGCCUGUCUCAGGUGAGCCUGUCUCAGGUGAGCCUGUCUCAGGUGAGCCUGUCUCAGGUGAGCCUGUCUCAGGUGAGCCUGUCUCAGGUGAGCCUGUCUCAGGUGAGCCUGUCUCAGGUGAGCCUGUCUCAGGUGAGCCUGUCUCAGGUGAGCCUGUCUCAGGUGAGCCUGUCUCAGGUGAGCCUGUCUCAGGUGAGCCUGUCUCAGGUGAGCCUGUCUCAGGUGAGCCUGUCUCAGGUGAGCCUGUCUCAGGUGAGCCUGUCUCAGGUGAGCCUGUCUCAGGUGAGCCUGUCUCAGGUGAGCCUGUCUCAGGUGAGCCUGUCUCAGGUGAGCCUGUCUCAGGUGAGCCUGUCUCAGGUGAGCCUGUCUCAGGUGAGCCUGUCCCAGGUGCGCCUGUCCCAGGUGCGCCUGUCCCAGGUGCGCCUGUCCCAGGUGCGCCUGUCCCAGGUGCGCCUGUCCCAGGUGAGCCUGUCUCAGGUGAGCCUGUCUCAGGUGAGCCUGUCUCAGGUGAGCCUGUCUCAGGUGAGCCUGUCUCAGGUGAGCCUGUCUCAGGUGAGCCUGUCUCAGGUGAGCCUGUCUCAGGUGAGCCUGUCUCAGGUGAGCCUGUCUCAGGUGAGCCUGUCUCAGGUGAGCCUGUCUCAGGUGAGCCUGUCUCAGGUGAGCCUGUCUCAGGUGAGCCUGUCUCAGGUGAGCCUGUCUCAGGUGAGCCUGUCUCAGGUGAGCCUGUCUCAGGUGAGCCUGUCUCAGGUGAGUCAGGUGAGCCUGUCUCAGGUGAGCCUGUCUCAGGUGAGCCUGUCUCAGGUGAGCCUGUCUCAGGUGAGCCUGUCUCAGGUGAGCCUGUCUCAGGUGAGCCUGUCUCAGGUGAGCCUGUCUCAGGUGAGCCUGUCUCAGGUGAGCCUGUCUCAGAUGAGCCUGUCUCAGGUGAGCCUGUCUCAGGUGAGCCUGUCUCAGGUGAGCCUGUCUCAGGUGAGCCUGUCUCAGAUGAGCCUGUCUCAGAUGAGCCUGUCUCAGAUGAGCCUGUCUCAGAUGAGCCUGUCUCAGGUGAGCCUGUCUCAGGUGAGCCUGUCUCAGGUGAGCCUGUCUCGGAUGAGCCUGUCUCGGAUGAGCCUGUCUCGGAUGAGCCUGUCUCGGAUGAGCCUGUCUCGGAUGAGCCUGUCUCGGAUGAGCCUGUCUCGGAUGAGCCUGUCUCGGAUGAGCCUGUCUCGGGUGAGCCUGUCUCAGGUGAGCCUGUCUCAGGUGAGCCUGUCUCAGGUGAGCCUGUCUCAGGUGAGCCUGUCUCAGGUGAGCCUGUCUCAGGUGAGCCUGUCUCAGGUGAGCCUGUCUCAGAUGAGCCUGUCUCAGAUGAGCCUGUCUCAGAUGAGCCUGUCUCAGAUGAGCCUGUCUCAGUGCAUUCUCUGUCAAGCAUGCGAGCAGCGCCAGAACCUGGCCGUGUUAGAGAGGUGCUGGCAUUGGUGCUCGAGCUCCAUGCCGCUGCCGCGUCUGCUGGGAGUGCUGGCGGUGCUGCUGGUGCUUCUGGUAAUGGUACUGCUGCUGGCGAUCUGUCUUCCUGUCACUCCGCACUGCAAGCAUGCUCCAACAGUGCAUUCUCGCUCAUUCAGAGAGGUCAUCUCCCCCAUCGACCAGAGGUCCUAUCAGCGCUCUUCGACAUGGCCUACCGCUACCUGCUCUUCGCGCCGCACCUGCUGCUGCAGGCGCCCUUCCUGGGGGCACUGCUGGACGCCGCUGCAGCCACCAUGGCACACGGGGAGAGGGAAUCUGCUAAAUCAGCGCUCACGCUGCUCUGCUUCCUGCUGUCACCGGGCAAGAAAGCACUUUCCUCGCCCACCUGGAUCAGUGCCCAACCCGUGAUUAUAACAAGUCUACAGCACCAGGGCCAAUCAGUCGUCUCCUCCCUCCUCCUAGCAGCAGCAGGAAAAGCCCCCCGGGAUCUACUCAGACCCAUCGCCACCGCUCUCCACCACCUCAUCCUUCUCCCCGACCUCCACCCGCUCCUCCCCAACUGGCUGGUUACCACGUUACGUUCACCGGACUUCCAGAGGGGGGUGCCAGAGGCGGUGGGGGAGGGGGAGAUGCAGCUGUUCUGUGAGUUGGUGUUGAGGCAGCCGCCAUUGCCAAGGCAGCGGUUUGAAGCUCUGUUUCCAACAUUUCCACUCGACCUAAUUCGCCCCCUUGCCUCAACAAUCGAACUGCUUUCCCCCAUGGCUGCAAAUUCGGUCUGCGCGUUCUCUCUGCUUGUCCUCGCGCUCCUGGGCCUGUCACUGACCGCUGACGCGGCUCGCCCGUACUGCCGCUUCGAUGGGAAGCUGGUGCUGAGCAACCUGAUGAGGGAGCUGCGGGCCGCCAAGAACUACACCACCUUUCUCGACGGACUCAAAACAACAGGGCUGGACGAGGACCUGCCGGACCUGUUCCGCUGCUACGAGGCGACCGUCUUCGCUCCCAUGGACGCCGCCUUCGCCAACCUUUCGAGCGACAUCAAAUCGGCGCUUUGCGAAAGGAAGGUGCUUCGCGAGGUGCUGCUGCUGCACGUCGUCAAGGGCAAGGUCAACGGCGCCACGCUAGCUGGGCAGAAGGAGGGGCAGGAGUACAUGGCCGCGGCUGAUUCGUGCAAGGCGCAGCUGGUGAAGGUCUCAGCUGCCGGAGUCAAGCCCGUUCAGCUCAAGGCUGCGGACGGUGCGGACGAAGCUUCCGUGGUGGCUCCUGACGUCAUUGCGCUGCGAGUGGUGCAGGUGCAUGGCGUGGAUGACGUCAUCCUGCCCAAGACUCUGAGCAAGGGCGACGACGACAGCCUCAAGCCCCGCAAAUGCACCGCCUGGGUCGCUUAG
Molecule: messenger RNA, 9423 nt
Organism: Closterium sp. Yama58-4
Lineage: Eukaryota; Viridiplantae; Streptophyta; Zygnematophyceae; Desmidiales; Closteriaceae
Source: the annotation of a GenBank genome assembly